Molecule: messenger RNA, 1356 nt
Organism: Gymnodraco acuticeps
Lineage: Eukaryota; Metazoa; Chordata; Actinopteri; Perciformes; Bathydraconidae
Product: kinesin heavy chain-like
Biological process (GO): microtubule-based movement
Molecular function (GO): ATP binding; microtubule binding; microtubule motor activity
Source: RefSeq, a predicted model, not a curated record
AGCAGCAGGACUCCAUGUCCCAGAGUGCACCGCGGCUCCUCCAGGUGGGAGUGUUCAGUCUGAUGGAGAACACAGACAGACGGUGAGUCUACCGGAGCAGCAUCAACCUGACCGGCAAGAGAAGCGAAGAGAAGCCGAGCGAGAGGCCCUGUUUGCGGGCGUUUCUCAGCCGGAGGGUCGGUGUUUCUGGUUCUCUGUGUCCGGUGUUUCUGGGUCUCUGUGCCCGGUGUUUCUGGCUCUCUGUGCCCGGUGUUUCUGGCUCUCUGUGCCCGGUGUUUCUGGCUCUCUGUCCCCGGUGCUCCGGUGUGUUUCUGGGAUGGAGGAGGCUGCGGGAUGCGGGCUCUGCGGGGUGAAGGUGAUGUGUCGCUUCAGACCUCUCAACGAGUCCGAGAGGAGCAGAGGAGACAAGGACAUCCCCAAAUUCAACGGAGAGGACACCGUGGUGGUCGCGGGGAAGCCGUAUGUGUUCGACCGAGUCCUCGCUCCGGACUCUGAGCAGGUCCAGGUCUACGACUCCUGCGCCAAGCAGAUCGUCAAAGACGUGUUGGGGGGGUACAACGGGACGAUCUUUGCCUACGGCCAGACGGCGUCAGGAAAGACUCACACCAUGGAGGGGAGUCUGCACAGCCCUCGUCUGAUGGGGAUCAUCCCCAGAAUCUCCCAGGAUAUCUUCGACCACAUCUACGCCAUGGACGAGAACCUGGAGUUCCACAUCAAGGUCUCUUAUUUUGAAAUCUAUCUGGAUAAAAUCAGAGACUUACUGGAUGUGUCGAAGACAAACCUGGCCGUUCACGAGGACAAGAACAGAGUUCCCUUUGUGAAGGGCUGCACGGAGCGUUUUGUUUCCAGUCCAAAUGAAGUGAUGGACGUCAUCGACGAGGGGAAAGCCAACCGGCACGUCGCCGUCACCAACAUGAACGAGCACAGCUCUCGCAGCCACAGCAUCUUCCAGAUCAACAUCAAGCAGGAGAACGUGGAGACGGAGCUUAAACUGUCGGGGAAACUCUACCUGGUGGACCUGGCCGGGAGCGAGAAGGUGAGUAAGACGGGGGCAGAAGGCGCCGUGUUGGACGAAGCCAAGAACAUCAACAAGUCUCUGUCGGCUCUCGGGAACGUGAUCGCUGCUCUGAGCGAAGGAACGAAAACCCAUGUCCCGUACAGAGACAGUAAGAUGACCCGGAUCCUGCAGGACUCUCUGGGGGGAAACUGCCGGACCACCAUCAUCAUCUGCUGCUCGCCUUCAGCCUACAACGAGGCCGAGACCAAGUCCACCCUCAUGUUCGGACAGAGAGCGAAGACCAUAAAGAACACGGUGUCUGUGAACCUGGAGUUGACGGCUGAGGAGUGGAAGAAGAA